Messenger RNA from Marasmius oreades (fairy-ring Marasmius), 1624 nucleotides. RefSeq lists its product as uncharacterized. Lineage: Eukaryota; Fungi; Basidiomycota; Agaricomycetes; Agaricales; Marasmiaceae. The record is from RefSeq and is a predicted model, not a curated record. The coding region runs from base 268 to 1404 and encodes 378 amino acids. The transcript is spliced from 8 exons. Gene Ontology annotation, molecular function: metal ion binding; mRNA binding.
CCUUCUUCGCCUCAUACAUAAACCUACCCCAUCAUCCGACCUACUGGGGUCAAAUUACGACGUUCCCAUCUCAUUUCCGUGGGCCUCAAGGGAAAGGGUUCAGAACGUGGCAAAACCUGUGUGCCUUGUGCAAUUGUCUGUGAUACUCAAACGAAUUGCGAUACUGCCGAAACUUGCAUAAAAGGUUCCCGAUUUAAACCAGCUGGACUUAUAUACAAAGGGUUGCAUGCCCGAGACUCUCUCCCUCACAAGUUUGACUUUGUGGCAAUGGAAAAGGUGAGGCCUGAGAUGAAGGCUUCAAAGAACAGACACACCCGCCCAUGCAGAUAUUUUCAAACCAAUAGUUGUAACAAGUCCGUAGAUGAAUGCGAUUUCGCCCAUGUCAUCGCGGAUGAUAGUAUAACACAACGCCACGCUAAACUAUGUCGUUUCUACCUCGGAGGAUAUUGUAGGAAUGGCGAUAGUUGUCUAUUCCGCCAUGAUGGCAGUGGUACCGACGGCGUCGACUCUGAGAGAUGGGAAGAUGAAGUAUUGAAAGAGAGUCCUCGAAGCUUUUCCUCGGACGAAAGUAGCUGUAAAUUUACUCACUUGCCACUGUUAUGCAUACCUCCUACGAGUCUCGGCUCCCCCGGAUCCUCACCCUCCGCUUAUUGGGGGCAGAUGUAUGACGGUGUUGUAUCACCAAGAUAUUACUCAGAAGACGUCGUCCCGUAUUACUUUCCAGUCAUGAUGACUCGAAAAUCCGUGCCAAUUACUACAGUCAGGCCUGUGACGCCACAUCUUGAUCCAAGGCUUGGGGACGCAACGGCCGUUUCUCCAUCCAGGUCGAGAUCUAAAGCAAAGAUGUACAAGACAAAACCCUGUAAAUUCUACCGGACUCCCGAGGGCUGUCCGAAGGGUGGUGAAUGUACUUUUAUACAUGAAGAUUUUGAGAAACGAAUACCGAUAUCUACCACUUUUACGCGGAAUUACCGUCCUGAACUUCCUUCGAAACCUCUCUCUCCUCUUGAGGAAAGUCGUAAACGAGGAUUUUUUCCAAUAACAUGGAGAGUGAUUGGAGGCGGAGUCCUUAUGGGCGUAAACAAUUCUUCUGACACGAAUGAAGGACGGUCGACGACUUCACGAGAGCGUCCUGAACGCCCUACGGUCACCUCCGAAAAUACUCACACUGGCGUUCCAACACCAACCAAAGCACUGGAGACAAACUUCACUGAGUCUGCACCGUCGGUACCUCCAUCAGCAGUGCUUACAUGCAAUAUGAACGUGCCGAACGUACCUCAGGCUUCCUUACGAAGUUCUAGUUCGAGUCCGAGGACUCGAGCUCGAGCUAAUUCUAUUCCCUCUACGCCUUGUGCUUCGCAAGUAAACACGACAACUCUCUUUGCUGCUGCUGAACUGCCAUAAACCUUACCGGUGCUUCGACUCUUCGAUUUCUUCCUUUUUCCUACGGGCCAAAAAACUCAUUCGAUCUUCAUUUGGCCCGCGGGAACUUUGACUUUUUGUUUCUCGUUAUUCACAAGGACUCGGCUACCUCUCUUUAGACCUCCACACGUUUCCAGCUUCUAGCUUCUAGUCACUACACUGUAUUAUAAUAUAUAUGAACACCACCACCACCACGUGUAUA